CUUGUCCAAAUUUAUUUACUCGACAUCACGCUCCCUUUUUGUGCGCAAAAGACGUCGACAGACCUAUCUCCUUUCUCAAAGACAGCACCGGCUCUCCAUUCGCAAUCAAUUGUACUAUUGAAGGCUCGAAUCCACAACCUCUUUUUUUAUUUCGCGCGCUGUCGAAGAAUCAGCGAAAGCAAUUGAAAUGGUCGAGGGGUUUAUACAGUUCUCCUUGAGCGAGGUGCAGCGGACGAGCAUUAUUGGCGCACUGACAGCACAUGGCGACGGGUCGGUCAAGGUGCCUUCUCUAAGCGAACUACAGCAGCUGCAGGAGGAGCUGGAACGCAUUGUGCAGAGAACCACGGCGCGCAGCACACAGCUGGAGAAGGCGCAGCUACAGUUCAAUGCCUUGAGAGACAAGGAUGCGGCACGGGCCCAUGAGCCGCGGGGCAAAGAUAUCACACAUGGAAUUAGCCAGGCAGCAGCGUCAACGUCGACACCAAGCCCAGACCAUCCGGCGAGCAAGCGCGUAAAGUUGGAAGUGCAGGCACCAAAGCCAGAGCCGCCUGCACCGGAGGUAGAUCAGGUAGAAGAGGAAAGCAGUGUCAUCAGCAGCGGCACGAUCAACCCAGCCGGGGUGGGCAACGGCAAGAGGGUUGAGAGCAAAGACACGGGCUCACCGGUGCCGCCCAAGGCAAAGCACAGUGCAGGCACACCGGUGCAGGAUGACUUUUCGCGCGUGAAGAUCCCGAACCAAGUGCCAAUCCACCAGUUCUGGACCUCUCUGGACCCGUACUUCCGGGCCAUCACCGACGAAGACUUGGCAUACCUGGAAAGCACGCCUGACGACCAGGAGAGCUAUGUCAUUCCGAAGCUGGGGCGGUUCUAUGCGUACAAGUGGGCAGAGGAGGAGGUCGCGCUGCUGAAGGCAGAGUCGCGGGGGAAAGUCAUGCCGGAAAAGUCCUUCGCUGGUACUGAUCUCGUGAACUCGGAUAUGUCUCUCAAUUCAGCCCGGCUCGCACCGCUCACUGAGCGCAUCAUUUCAGCACUGGUAGUCGAGCAACUGCUCUCUGGCGACGACAAAACAGACGGCAGCGGCAAAGUCAAAAGCGAAGACCCAGCUACGAAUCAUGCUGGCAGUCGCUCUGAUGAUGGAGCGAGCGACGCUGGCGAUGAUCUUCGACAGCUGUCGUCGAGCGGCGAUGCGGUCCCACUGGAGGAGCGGCUCAAGCGCGAGCUGCGGUACAUUGGCAUUCUGGACGACGAUGAUGUGAACUGGUCGGAUCGCGAGGACGACGAAGUAUGUGUUACAUUGCGCUCGCUGCAGCGGCAAUUGCAUGAGCAGGUCAAGCUAAACAAGGCAAGGAAGGAGCGGCUGCUGCCUAUUGCCAAAGAGUACAUUGGGUACCAGGAAUACACGCAGGUGAUUGAAGAGCUCGACAAGCAGGUCGAGCAGAGCUACGUGAAGCGACAUAGGCUGACAAAGUCGCGCAAGCGCAAGAGUGCGUCGGUGAAGCCUGUUGCGCUGUCAGACAAUGCUGUCAAUGCGAUGGACCGGCGGCGGCGCGUUAUUCAGGCCAUUGGGCAUCUGUUCCCGGCCGAAAAGUUUGCCUUGCCAACCCAGUCCAUAUUC
Molecule: messenger RNA, 1615 nt
Organism: Linderina pennispora
Lineage: Eukaryota; Fungi; Kickxellomycota; Kickxellomycetes; Kickxellales; Kickxellaceae
Exons: 3
Biological process (GO): regulation of transcription by RNA polymerase II
Cellular component (GO): SAGA complex
Molecular function (GO): transcription coactivator activity
Source: RefSeq, a predicted model, not a curated record